Uloborus diversus is the source of this 3462-nucleotide messenger RNA. RefSeq names its product glycogen phosphorylase-like. Gene Ontology annotation, molecular function: pyridoxal phosphate binding; glycogen phosphorylase activity. Bases 1 to 3462 code for a protein of 1153 amino acids. The transcript is spliced from 2 exons. Lineage: Eukaryota; Metazoa; Arthropoda; Arachnida; Araneae; Uloboridae. Gene Ontology annotation, cellular component: cytoplasm. Gene Ontology annotation, biological process: glycogen catabolic process. The record is from RefSeq and is a predicted model, not a curated record.
AUGCGCGAACGUCGUCUAACCAUUAAAGAUCUCCCUAAUAUAGCUAAUGUGGAAGAAGUGACAGAGGCUUUAAACAGGCACUUGCAUUGCAGUUUAGUGAAAGACAGAAAUAUAGCAAGUACUUACGAUUACUACGUGGCUUUAUCACAUACGGUGAAAGAUCGCUUAGUUGGACCUUGGAUUCGCACUCAGCAAGCUUAUUAUGAGAAAGACCCCAAAAGAAUAUGCUACUUAUCCAUGGAAUUCUAUAUGGGAAGAUUCCUGACAAACUUAAUUAUAAACAGUAGGAUGAAAACAGCGGUCGAAGAAGCACUGUAUAGCUUAGGUCUUGAUUUGGAAGAAUUAGCAGAUGUCGAAGAAGAUGCCGGCUUAGGAAACGGAGGCCUCGGAAGAUUAGCAGCUUGUUUUCUGGAUUCCAUGACUACGCUAGGAAUACCCGCUAUUGGAUACGGACUACGGUAUGAAUUUGGAACUUUCACUCAAAAGAUCAUAGAUUGUGAACAAGAAGAAUACCUUGACGACUGGUUGGCAAUUGGGAAUCCUUGGGGAAUAGCUAGACCUGAGUCUAUGGUAUCUGUCCAGUUUUAUGGUAAAGUCCAACACGAUGAAGAUGGCUACCGAUGGAUAAAUACUUUUGACGUUCCUGCUUUGCCCUUUGAUUACCCGAUUCCAGGAUUUGAAAAUAACAUCGUGAACACACUGCGUCUGUGGUCGGCGAAACCCUACAAAAGUUUUCUGCUGCGAUACUUCAACGAAGAUUACACCGCUGAAAUGCUGUGUAAAAGGAAUUUCGAGAACAUCACACGAGUUCUGUAUCCGGAGGACAAUUACUACAGGGGCAAGCAGCUGCGCAUAAAGCAAGAAUAUUUUUUAGUUUCCGCAACGCUUCAGGACAUCAUCAGGCGGUAUAAAUGCCCCUAUUUUAUAGAGACGAAAGUGGCGCGAACGUCUUUCGAAGAUUUCCCGAAGAAGAUUGUCGUCCAACUCAAUGAUACGCACUUGACCUUAGCCAUUCCAGAGUUGAUGAGGAUAUUUAUAGACGUCGAAAAAGUUCCUUGGAAUGACGCAUGGGCCAUCGUCAAAAAAACGUUCGCUUUUACGAAUCAUACAGUUCUGCCGGAGGCUCUAGAAAGAUGGCCUGUGCGAAUGCUGACUGAGCUAUUGCCUCGACACAUGCAAAUUAUUUUCGAAAUAAAUAGAAGAUUUCUGGAAUUGGUCGCUGAAAUGUUUCCUGGAGACGACAGCAAGAAACGCAAAUUGUCCGUGAUCGAAGAAGGAAAUGAGAGAUACGUCAACAUGGCUUAUUUAGCAAUUGUAGGAUGUUUUGCUGUCAAUGGGGCUGCAUGCUUUUUAGAUUCCAUGGCCACCUUAGGCAUAGCUGCUCACGGGUACGGCCUACGUUACGAAUUUGGAAUAUUCACUCAAAAAAUCGAAAACAAGGAACAGGUCGAAUAUCCUGACGAUUGGCUCGCCCUUGGAAAUCCCUGGGAGUGCACCAAACAGGAAUCCAUGGUAACUGUCAAUUUCUACGGACGUAUCGUGCCGGAUGAAGAUGGAUUUCGCUGGGUCGAUGCUGUUGAAGUUCUUGCACUGCCUUACGACUAUCCUAUUCCAGGCUUCGAAAAUAAUGUUGUAAAUACGCUGCGCCUGUGGGCUGCAAAGUCACCUGAAAGUUUUUCGUUGCGUUUUUUCAACGAUGGCGAUUACAUUAAUGCUGUUUUGGACAGAAACAACGCAGAAAAUAUCACCAGGGUUUUAUAUCCAAACGACAACUUUUUUAGAGGAAAGGAAUUGCGAUUGAAGCAGGAAUUCUUUUUAGUGUCUGCGACUCUGCAGGAUAUCAUUCAUCGUUACAAAAUGCCUGAAUAUGGUGAAGUAAGAGAUGGACAAAAGUCUUUUAAAGAUUUUCCCAAUAAGGUAGCUAUUCAACUGAAUGAUACGCAUCCCUCUUUAGCCAUACCAGAACUAAUGAGGAUACUGAUGGACGAUGAGAAACUGUCAUGGGAGGACGCUUGGAAGAUAUCAGAGCAAACCUUUGCCUACACUAAUCACACGGUUUUGCCCGAAGCUUUGGAAAGAUGGCCAGUUUGCAUGAUGGGUAACCUUUUGCCGCGGCACUUGCAGAUAAUUUUUGAAAUUAACAGAAGAUUCCUUGAAGAAGUUGCCAGAAAAUUUCCGAACGAUGAUGACAGACUUCGAAGAAUGUCUUUGAUCGAAGAAGGGGGUGAGAAGCGAGUGAACAUGGCUCACUUGUCCAUUGUUGGCUCUCAUGCUGUUAAUGGCGUAGCUGCAAUUCAUUCAGAAAUUAUAAAGAGAGAUCUAUUUAAGGACUUUUUUGACAUGAUGCCCGAUAAAUUCCAAAACAAAACUAACGGUGUAACUCCGCGACGUUGGUUAUUAAUGUGUAACCCUCUUUUAGCUGAUGCUAUUACAGAGAAAAUUGGACGAAAUUGGAUAACGCACUUGGAUAAUUUAGCAGAACUCAAGCCUUUGGCAAAUGAUAUAGACUUUCUGCGACUUCUUAUGCAAAUAAAGCGCAAUAAUAAGAGAAAGCUAGCGGACUACAUAAAAGAUAAUUUUGGAAUUAAUGUCAGCGUUGACUCUAUGUUUGAUAUCCAAGUCAAACGAAUUCACGAAUACAAAAGACAACUUCUGAAUUGCUUGCAUAUUAUCACACUAUACAAUAGAAUCAAGAAAAAUCCGCAUGAGAAUAUUGUCCCGAGGACUAUUAUGAUUGGUGGAAAAUCCGCUCCGGGAUAUGCCAGGGCAAAAGACAUAAUUCGUCUGAUCUGUGGGAUUGCUGAUGUCGUGAAUAAGGAUUCGGAAAUCCGUGAUAAGUUAAAAGUUGUAUUCCUGGAAAAUUACCGAGUGACGUUUGCUGAAUUGGUCAUCCCUGCUGCAGACCUCAGUGAACAAAUAUCCACAGCUGGAACUGAAGCAUCUGGGACAGGCAACAUGAAAUUCAUGAUGAAUGGUGCUUUAACUAUCGGGACAUUGGACGGCGCCAACAUUGAAAUGAUGGAAGAAGCAGGAGAAGAAAAUAUGUUCAUAUUUGGCAUGACAGUUGAAGAAGUUGAAGGAUUGAAACGAAAAGGAUACAACGCCUGGGAUUACUACAAUCGAAUCGGAUCUUUGCGUGAAGCUAUUGACCAAAUUAAAAAUGGAUAUUUCAGUCCGGGAGACCCACAUAGAUUCGGGGAGGUUGUGAAUGUCUUGAUGAACUAUGACCAGUAUCUCGUCUUUGCUGAUUAUGAAGCUUACAUGCAUUGCCAAGAACGAGUCAGUCAAGUGUAUUCGAAGCCAGAAGAAUGGGCGAAAAUGUCUUUGAUGAAUAUAGCUUCGUCUGGGAAAUUUUCGAGCGACAGAACGAUAGAACAAUACGCAGCUGAAAUAUGGGGUGUCAAAACUACUCACGAAAAGUUGCCCGACCCACAAUUUCCAAACAGCAUCCAACAUUUUUGA